Molecule: messenger RNA, 1319 nt
Organism: Setaria italica (foxtail millet)
Lineage: Eukaryota; Viridiplantae; Streptophyta; Magnoliopsida; Poales; Poaceae
Exons: 2
Coding region: 1-1245 (414 amino acids)
Cellular component (GO): membrane
Molecular function (GO): glycosyltransferase activity
Source: RefSeq, a predicted model, not a curated record
AUGAAAAACGACACAAACACGCCCAUCCGGGCGUCCCAGGAUGUAGGCAGGAAACUGCUCGUCGUCGUACCCAUGCUUAUCUUCUUCUCCUUGGGCUUCGUUCUGGGCAUGACCUCCAACGCCAAGUUCCCAAACUUCUACCUCCCUUUCGUGCCACCAUUGCCCACUGCCACUGUGCCAUCGCCGCCUCCACUGUCGCCUCCGCCGCCGCCCCUGCAGCCUCCACCAUCACCACCACCUCCGCCUGCACCGUCGGCGCCAGCACAAAACCGGCAAAUGGGUUUCAUGGGCUUCCUUGCGCCGAGCGAUGCCAUCAAGAGCAACAUGACCGACGAGGAGCUGCUCUGGUGGGCGUCCAUGGCGCCGAAGGUGCGGAGCACGCCGUUCCACCGCGUGCCCAAGGUUGCCUUCUUGUUCCUGGUGAGGGGCGAGAUGCCGCUGCGGCCUCUGUGGGAGAAGUUCUUCCAGGGGCACGAGGGCCUCUACUCCAUCUACGUGCACACGGAUCCCUCCUACACCGGCUCGCCGCCCAAGGACUCGGUGUUCUACGGUCGCAUGAUUCCCAGCCAGAAAACGUCCUGGGGAGGCGUAUCCCUGGUGUCGGCUGAGCGGCGGCUGGUGGCCAACGCGCUCCUGGACGUCGGCAACGAGCGCUUCGUGCUGCUCUCGGAGUCGUGCAUCCCCAUCUACAACCUCACCACCGUGCACGCCCUGCUCACCGGCUCCAACACCAGCUUCGUCGACAGCUUCGUCAACCGCGACAGCGAGGUCCGCUACAACCCCUUCUUCGGCAGCCGCGGCAACAUCACGCUCGCGCAGUGGCGCAAGGGCGCGCAGUGGUUCGAGAUGGACCGCGCCCUCGCGCUGGAGCUCGUCGCCGACGCCACCUACCUCCCGGCGUUCCUCGAGUUCUGCGCGCGCCGGAGGGUCUGCUUCGCGGAGGAGCACUACCUGCCGACGCUGCUGAGCAUGCUGGGGUGGGAGCGGCGCAACGCCAACCGGACGCUCACGUACGCUGACUGGAGGCGCGGGGGGUCCCACCCGCGCACCCAUGGCGCGCGGGACGUGACGGAGGAGCUGAUCGGGGAGAUCAGGGGACGACGAGGAGGCCGCGGCGCCGGCGAGCACUGCACCGGCUACCGUGACGGGGCCAGCGGCGUCUGCUAUCUGUUCGCGCGCAAGUUCGCGCCGGACACGCUCGAGCCGCUGCUACGCUUGGCUCCCAAGGUUAUGGGGUUUGGGUGAGGUAGUGAUCAAGACUGUAGAAGUAUCAUUGUAUUCUUCCUUGUGUCUGGUUGAUGAUGACGGUAAUAUAAUGU